Messenger RNA from Sinocyclocheilus anshuiensis, 5288 nucleotides. RefSeq names its product poly [ADP-ribose] polymerase 8. The record is from RefSeq and is a predicted model, not a curated record. The transcript is spliced from 23 exons. Gene Ontology annotation, molecular function: NAD+ poly-ADP-ribosyltransferase activity. The coding region runs from base 914 to 3217 and encodes 767 amino acids. Lineage: Eukaryota; Metazoa; Chordata; Actinopteri; Cypriniformes; Cyprinidae.
GUCUCUCGGAGUAGGGUUUCUCUCAUUAGUGUGAGGAGAGUGUGAAAUGCAAAACCUGGAGUGGAGCUCCAGCUGACUGAUUACAACAGACUGCUUCAUUUACACCGAUCCAUAGUUCAGACCGGCUUUCAGUCUGUGGUUUGAUGGGUGACACAAAGUCUGAAGCACAACUUUAUUUGUUUUGUUUUGUUUUGUUUUGCUGGUAUAAAAGUAAUAUCACACUUGCAAUGUUGCCGUUGUUCUAAUAUCAGAUGUGCUUUGUCUUUAGGUAAUCUAAAUGACAAUGUUCGUGUUGUGAUACUGCUUAAUUAAAAAUCAGCAACGAUAAGAUGAAUAUAAUCGCUUUUUAUUCCAUGCCAAUCAGAGGCCAGUGAUAGCGAGCAGGUCCAGCAGCAGAGAGGGCGCGUGAGGAGAAAACACGUUCAUGACAUCAUCCGCCUUGUUGUGAUUCCCGUUCCCACCGGGCUCAUCUCGUGGAUGCUAUCACAGGAUUCCCACACUGAUUUCCCCCGUGUGCAACUUCAGCUCCUCCGUUACGGUCUGAAGCUCACGCCCGCCGCGUUGGUUUUACAUGCGGUAUCUUUUUUUUCGCUCCGUGGUUUAGCUUUCGACGUCGCCAUUGUUGGGUUCAGCAGAAGCGUUAUGAGGACGACUGAGAGAUGCUUCCGGUGUAAAAGUGAUAUCUCCAUGAAAGCUGUCGCGAGGAAGAGCUCUCCGCUGUGCUCAUGCGAUCGAGGCUAUUGUUAGAGGAGAUGAAACGGUGUCGGUUGGCGUGACACACCUGGGAUUGUUACAGCAGACCUCCAAGCACGUAUUUCUACUGUUCCCCACAGCCAUCGUGCCUGCAAGCGGAAAGGAUUCGUUUGUUUCGCUGAAUAUUAGUUAGAGAAGCCAUUCUAGUGUGUGUUAUUUCAUGGGGAUGUGUUCAAGGCAAGAGAGGAUUCAAAAAGACGUCGACAUCGUAAUUCAAAAGUGUAAGGCAGAGAAAGACUGCCUGUUUUUUGACUUUCGAUUCUCCGACUCCACGUUCACCUUCACCUACUCAAAAGGACCUAAAAGGGUGUCCUUCUCUGUUCAUGUCUCUGAUGAUUAUCCAGAUAACACAUAUGUGUCUAACUCUGAAAACAAUGAUGAAGUGUUAGUCACCAGGGAUCCAAUACCAGUGAUUUUCCACAGAAUUGCAACAGAAAUACGCAUAAAUAACGAUGCCACCAGCUGUCUGUCUAUUAAAUCAAAACUUCAAACCGACAAAAACGUGUGCCAUUAUGCUAUAGAGGAGGAUUCAGAGGGUGACAAUGAUUCAGAGGAGUUCUACUAUGUUGGACAGGUAAAUUAUGAUGGAGAGCUUCACAAACACCCCCAGUUGGAGGCUGAUUUGGCAGCCGUGAGGGACUUAUAUGGCCAUCAUGCAGUAUCUCUCAGGUAUCUGACCAUUCAUUUUUCUUACGAGAAGAAGGUGAAGUCUCCCCUGCACAUUUUUUCAACUCUACGCAGAUCCCCCAGCUACCCUCCUCCUGGCUGUGUGAAGAGCAAAAAGAAGCUCAAACCUGAGAAGGAUGGCAUGUCGAAAUCCCACCGUCUGUUACGGCGAACAUGCUCCGGCACGGUGAAGCCAGAAAUGGACGGCUGCGUCGGCAAGUCGCACAAGCUCCUGGGCCAUUCCCUCUCUAGUGACCCGCGGAUGGAGCAACAUCAGCCCCUCAAGCAACCCCACCGGCUGCUGUCGAGGCCCUGCUCGACCGCUGUUAAACCGGAGGACUGCCCUCCGCUGCGGCCUCAUAAACUGUCGCCGCGGUCGAGCGUGGCAGAGCCUCGCUGUGAACACGCUGCUGGCAGUAGCGAUGGCGGUGCUUUGAAGCCCCACCGGCUCCUGGGCCGCUCCUGCUCGGGCAGCGUGCGGACUGAAGAGCUGGAUGGCCUGAAGCACCACCACCGUCUGCUCAGCAGGUCCUACUCCAGCAGCACCAAGAUGGGCAAAAGCGACAUCUUUAAAGAGCAUGUCACAGAGAGCAGACGCCUCUCCCUUACCUCAGGGCUAAUCGGCAUCUUGGCCCCAUCUCUCUCUUCCACACCUCAGCCAAACAUCGGAGCCAAAUCCAUUCCAGUCAGAGACAGAGGUUUCCUUGUUCAGACUAUGGAGUAUGCAGAGCAGCGUAUCCCUGUACUGAAUGAGUUCUGUGUGGUCUGCGAUGAACCUCACGUGUUCCAAAAUGGACCAAUGCUCAGACCCACAGUGUGUGAGAGAGAGUUAUGUGUAUUCGCCUUCCAGACGUUAGGGGUCAUGAAUGAAGCUGCUGAUGAGAUUGCCACUGGUGCUCAGGUAGUAGACCUACUGGUCUCCAUGUGCCGAUCUGCACUGGAGUCUCCGAGGAAAGUUGUCAUUUUUGAGCCAUAUCCCUCUGUGGUGGAUCCCAAUGACUCACAAGCACUUGCCUUCAACCCCAGGAAAAAGGACUAUGACCGAGUGAUGAGAGCACUUGACAGUAUCGCAUCUUUCAGAGAAAUGACCCAGGCUCCAUACCUGGAGAUAAAGAAACAAAUGGACAAGCAUGAUCCCCUGGCUCACCCAAUGCUGCAGUGGGUGAUUUCCAGUAACAGAUCACACAUAGUGAAGCUUCCUGUUACUAGACAACUGAAGUUCAUGCACACACCCCAUCAGUUCCUCCUGCUCAGCAGUCCACCAGCCAAAGAAUCCAACUUUAGAGCUGCCAAAGUCCUCUUUGGGAGUACCUUUGCUUUCCAUGGAUCACACAUAGAAAACUGGCACUCCAUUUUGAGGAAUGGUUUGGUCGUGGCAUCAAACACGAGGCUUCAGCUCCAUGGCGCUAUCUAUGGGAGUGGAAUCUAUCUCAGUCCAUUAUCAAGCAUAUCCUUUGGCUACUCAGGGAUGAAUAAAAAACAGCAGAAAGUUGCUUCAAAAGAUGAAACUGCUGCCAACAAGUCCAAUAUUAAUUUGCAGUCACAGAAGAAAGGCCAGAACCCGCAGUUUCUGCAGAGCCGCAACCUGAAAUGCAUAGCCUUAUGUGAAGUUAUUACAUCUCCAGACCUGCACAAGCAUGGGGACAUCUGGGUAGUUCCAAAUACAGAUCAUGUCUGCACACGUUUUUUCUUUGUUUAUGAGGAUGGACAGGUAGGUGACACAAGUAUAAACGCACAGGACCCUGGCAUUCAUAGGGAGAUCCUGCGAGUCAUCGGCAAUCAAACGGCUACUGGAUGAAACAGUUUGAACACAAUACUGCUGCCUUGACCUCUUUCCCAAAGCUGGACGUUUGAGCGUAGGAGGCCAAUACCACUUUUAUUUUUGGUAACCACAAAUACACACACAAAAAAACAAGAAGCAUAUUCGCAAUCUUCAGAAUAUACUAUUUCUACUGUUCCCCUGGGAUACAUGCAUAUUUACACUGGCUAUUCAAACUAUUACCAUUUUGCUAAGUUUAUAAAUACAAGGUAGAUUUUGAAAGAGCAUGGUAUGUCUCUCAGUUCAACUGAUAGACUACUUAUUUUUUGUAAAUACAAAAAAUGAAACACUUUGAAGAAUACAGUAUUUUCAGACUUUCCUGGAGAAAAUACAAUAUUCCUGUGAGGAUAUGCGCCAUCUGACCUUGUUUACUAAGAGUUGUACUUGUUAAAGUACAUUAAUUUGUGCAUACAAAUGGUGUCUACUGUAUAUGCACUUUAUUUUUCUUAAUGUAUGAUAGUUGUUUCAAACUUCCAUAUAAUCUUAAAUGCCUUUGAAAGACAGACGUAUUUAUUGUUUGACAGUGCUGAACACAAGUGAGCAACUCCUGAUGUUGACUGCAUUUACAGCUGAUGGAGAGCUUUGACAAGUGUAGUUUAAAAACAAAAUCCCUGUGCUACAGCUAAUAUUUUCUGCUACUUAAAAGUAGCUGUCGGUUUACAAUUUCUAAAGGCCUCAGUUUAGAAUUUGCCCAGAUGUACUGAACCUGCCACUUCAUUAACAUCGUCAUUUUAAACGUACAGUAUUGCUGUAACGUUUUCAUUUAUGAGUGAUAGUCACUCAUGAAACCAAGUAUGAAAAAAAAAAAUUAAGAUUAAAAAUACAAAAAAAGGAAAAGACUUUAUAUAUUCAGCAGCGACAACUAAACAUAAGAUGCAUGCUGCUUUCCUUACGUUUUCAGAUUUUUGUUAAUAAUGGACAAAAAUCGGCACCCAAUUGUAAAAUGUCUUUGAAUAUUUCAAUAUAAAACUUUUUUGUAAGGUGAUUUUAAGGCAGAAUAAGUGUUUGCUGCUUGUUGUUUAUACAUUGUAAUGUAUUAACAGAAGGUUUAAAUGUGAGUAUUCUGUUCAAUUUUUGCAAUUCUUUAUAGUGAUGUUUAGACACCUCUGUGGUUAACUUUACUUUCGAAACAUUAAAUUGUUCGAUCAUUGAAAUCACUAAAUCUUUUUUUGAGAACGAUCACCCAAUAUUGGUAUAAGGAAAGGUAACGCAUUUGGUAAAAAUUUAUUAAAUUGUAUUAAAAAUACUAUACGAGGAAAUGCAACUUUUACAUAAAGUCAAGAUGUAGCACCACAAUUAUGGGCAGAAUUAUGGGUUUUAUUAAAAUAUGGGCACAUUAAAUAUGUGGUAUUGAUUAUUUUGUGUGCUGAAAAGUAUUUUGUAUUUCCCAUGGGGCUCUGAAAUACUGGUAAAUUCAUAUGAUGUUCACUUGCAAUAUAUUCCAUUGACUCCAUUAUAGUUUCAAUUGAAUGGCAACAGCUUAAUAUUACAUUAAAUGUAAAGUGAAAGUUUAUAUAAUCAUUACGCAUUGUCAAGUUUGCCAUUACUAAAAAACGAUGUAAAUCAGAUUAAUUUUAUUGAUUAUUCUUUCAAAUCCACAAUCUAAUCAGUUAAUAAAUAUUGUUUAAAUAUCUUUCAAGGGUUAAGAUGGGGUAGUUCUUACAUGCAUGUACACUCAUAACUGUUGCAAAACAUCUAACAGCAACUUAUUUUUGUGUUUAUAUUUUUUCAUUGUGAUGGACCAUGUUCAUAUGUGAUAGGUCUAUUUGUAUAGUUUUGUACAUUUUCCGCACAAUUUGGUUAAAAAGGAUCAUGCUACUUAGCAUUUGGUGCCUUAUCGAUAAGGAUUUAAUGGCAAACCUGACAGUACUGUCAUAUAUGAAAAUACUGUAUAUAGUGUAAAUAAUGCCACAGCAACAUGGGAGGCCAAAUAUUUUCUGUAGUACGUUUUUACUUUUUCCUAAUUUUGCGAACGGAUGAAGCUUUUUGGCUUUUUACAAGUUAUGGAAAUAGUAGCUUAUGUAUCUGUUUAUGUUCAUUAAAUUCAGAU